Messenger RNA from Amphimedon queenslandica, 2269 nucleotides. RefSeq names its product glycine--tRNA ligase-like. Gene Ontology annotation, biological process: mitochondrial glycyl-tRNA aminoacylation. The transcript has 10 exons. Lineage: Eukaryota; Metazoa; Porifera; Demospongiae; Haplosclerida; Niphatidae. Gene Ontology annotation, cellular component: mitochondrion; cytoplasm. Bases 10 to 2199 code for a protein of 729 amino acids. Gene Ontology annotation, molecular function: glycine-tRNA ligase activity; ATP binding. The record is from RefSeq and is a predicted model, not a curated record.
UGUCGGCGCAUGUGGUGCUUCAGAGGCUUUGCUGUUGUCUCUUCAGUUCGUUCAGUGUUUUGUCUAAAAUCAUUGUCAGCGGCGAGGCCUGCUCCUCCAUCUAUUGUCCAUAGAAGCAGAAUAUUCUAUAGUCAUUGUGUUGCUAGGGAAGGAGGAAUGGCUGCAGCUGAUCCAGAGAAAGAGGCUCUCCUCUUACCAUUACGUAAAUCAGUACAAGAACAGGGUGAGGUAGUGAGGUCAAUGAAAGAGGCUGGAAAGCCACAACUGGAAGUACAGGAAGCAUUACAAGAAUUGAAGAAGAGGAAGAAACUGCUAGAAACCAAAGAAAAGGAGUUAUAUCCACCAGAGGAAACUCUCAAUCGUUCUGACCUUGAAGACCUUGUAAAGAGGCGGUUUAUAUACGGGCCUUCCUUCUCCAUAUAUGGAGGAUAUACCGGCCUCUAUGACUUUGGGCCAAUGGGUUGUGCCAUGAAGGCCAACUUCCUCUCGGCCUGGAGGCAACACUUUGUCCUAGAAGAAGGAAUGCUGGAAAUAGACUCGACUAUUCUAACACCAGAGCCAGUUCUAAGAGCUUCCGGACACGUUGAAAGGUUCUCUGAUUUCAUGGUAAAGGAUCUUAAGACCGGGGACUGCUACCGUGCCGACCAUUUGCUGACUCAGCAUCUUGAGAAACUGGCAGCCGAUCCUAAAGUGACACCCGAAAAGAAGGCGGAGUAUGAGGGCGUGGUCAGACAGGCUGAUAACUAUGGGCAGUCUGAAUUAGGAGAGCUGUUUGUAAAGUAUGAUAUCAGGGCUCCUCUCACUGGUAAUGAAGUAUCGGCUCCUCUUGAGUUCAAUCUCAUGUUUUCAACCACCAUUGGACCUGGGAAUGGAAUAUCAGGUUUUCUUAGGCCAGAGACAGCUCAAGGCAUUUUUGUCAACUUCAAGCGUCUCUUGGAAUUCAAUUCUGGCCGUCUUCCAUUUGCCGGCGCUCAAAUCGGCAAAGCAUUUCGUAAUGAGAUCUCCCCUCGCUCCGGCCUACUGAGAGUGAGAGAGUUUGAAAUGGCAGAGAUAGAGCACUUUGUCGAUCCAAACAAGAAGAACGAUUGCAAGAAGUUCUCUACGGUUUCCGACCUCAAGGUCCUCCUCUACUCAGCCUCUGAUCAAAUGGAUGGUAGGUCUCCCCGUGAAGUCCCUUUAGGUGAGGCAGUGUCUAGUGGCCUCAUUGCUAACGAAACCCUCGGGUACUUCAUCGGCAGAAUACACCUUUUCUUACUCAAAAUGGGCGUGGCUAAAGACAAAUUGAGAUUCCGACAACAUUUAAGCAAUGAGAUGGCUCAUUAUGCCUGUGACUGCUGGGACGCCGAAUGCAAAACAACUUAUGGUUGGGUUGAGUGCGUGGGGUGUGCUGAUCGUUCAUGCUAUGAUCUGACGAGACACUCACAAACGACAAAGACCGAACUGACAGCAAAAGUGGAUCUUCCUGAACCAAGGACUAUUGAUUGUGUGGAGGUGGUCCCUGAUAAAGCAUCAAUAGGUAAACAGUUCAAGCGUGACUCUAAAGUUAUAAUAGAAGCACUGGCUUCUCUCUCGCCUGAGGCCAUCCUUUCUCUUGAAGAAGAGAUUAAGAAUGGGUCGUACGAUUUAACAAUCAAUGAUCAGACCUUCACAUUAUUGCCACCAAUGAUCAGUAGCAUCAAGAAAUACCAAAAAACAAUUCACGUGAUUGAUGUGGUACCGUCUGUCAUUGAGCCGUCGUUUGGGAUUGGGAGAAUAUUGUACGCAAUUUUGGAACACAAUUUCCGCAAGAGAGAGGGCGACGAAAUGCGUAAUUACCUCUCGCUGCCUCCCAUCAUAUCACCUGUUGGUUGCUCUGUUCUUCCUCUUAGCGGAAAUAACCAGUUUGACCCGUUUGUGAAGACAAUUGCUGAUGGGCUACGAGAGAGAGGUGUCUCUCUUAAGAUAGAUGACAGCAGUGGCUCUAUUGGUAAGAGGUACGCUCGGACUGAUGAGGUCGCCAUUCCUUUUGGCAUUACCAUUGACUUUGAUACUUUGAAAUCAAACACUGCCACACUGAGAGAGAGAGACUCUAUGCAGCAGAUAAGAGCCAAGGUUGAAGUUCUACCAGAUUUAGUCCAAGCAUUAGUCCAGGGAAGAUUGACAUGGAGUCAAGUAGUAGAGAAGUAUCCUUUAUUUAUGGGACAAGAAUCAACAAAAUGAACCAAUAAUAAUGACUCUGACACAAGUAUUAAUUUUUGAUGAUAUUUAAUUUAAGAAUUCAAUGACAGUA